Messenger RNA from Myotis daubentonii (Daubenton's bat), 4734 nucleotides. Its product is annotated as protein Daple-like. Bases 1 to 4734 code for a protein of 1577 amino acids. NCBI's taxonomy places the organism in Eukaryota, Metazoa, Chordata, Mammalia, Chiroptera, Vespertilionidae. The record is from RefSeq and is a predicted model, not a curated record. The transcript is spliced from 33 exons.
AUGGACGUUGCUGUCCGCGAGCUCAUGGAGCUCUUUCUGCAGAGCCCGCUGGUGGCGGGGGUGAAAACUUUGAGCCCAGUCGCCAGCGGCAACGGUGAACACCUGUACAUGCACUUGGUGGAUGGCAUUUUGUUACACCAAGUCAUGUCGGAAAUAGACCCCAGGCCUAAUCAGCGCUUCCACCAGCACGUGAACAACGAUGUGAACCUCCGCAUUGAGAACUUGACCAUCUUGGUCAGACACAUUGAGAACUUCUACCAGGAAGUUCUCCAGCAGCAGAUCGUAAUGAGCCUGCCGGAUGUUUCAGUGAUUAGCAAAGACCCGCUGUCUGGACAAAGUAUGGAGGAAAUGGAGAAGAUGCUGGUGCUGGUGCUGGGCUGUGCUGUCCAAUGCGACAGGAAAGGGGAGUUUAUUGAAAAAAUCCAACAGCUUGACAUUGAGACCCAGGUCAGGAUCCUGGCUCAUAUCCGGCAGGUGACCCGCCACCAGGAGAGCCUGUUUGACAUGCAGAGGUUGGAGGUCCCAGACAUGGCCCUGGAAGAGCUGGAGUCUCUCUCCAGCAACACGACUUUUUGCCUCAGGAGGCUCGUAACUGAACGAGACAGUUGCAGGGAGCCGGUCGUGACCAUGACCCAGGAGUGGAACACCAGCAGCCGCCCCAGCGAGGACACGCAGCCCCUGGCUGUGGAGCUGGCGGACACCAAGGCCACACUGCACGGCGUCAGGCAGGAGCUGGAGGAGAAGACGAAGCAGCUGGCGGACGCCAGGCAUCAGUUGUACCAGCUGGUGCUGGAGCUGCAGGAGGCCCGGCGCAAUAACAUGGAGCUGGCAGCCAGAGCCCAGGCUGCCCGUGCCCCCCUCCCUGAGCUGGACUCCCUGAGGGAGAAGGCGAGGCACGUGGAGAGGCUGGAGAUGGGCCUCAGGCAGAAGCAGAAAGACAUAGACUUCUAUGCAGCCCGCAUGAAGGAGCUAAUUGAAGACAACUACACCUUAAUGGACAUCAAGAGCCUUCUCCAGGAGCAGCUGACUGUCGCUCGGUCCCGGGUCGAUAAGCUGUAUGAGCUUGAAGAGGAGAACGUGCAGCUGAAAUCAAAGCUGCACCGCCUACAUUUGGCCCGGGACACAGACCAGCAACACCUUGAGGAGCUGCGGGAAGAGAACUUGGCCCUCAAGGCUGCACAGGGGCAGAGUGUGGAGGAGUCCACCCACCUGCGCUGGGAGCUGGAGCAGCUGUCAGAGGCCUCCAGUUGCUUCCUGAAGCUGGACCAGGAGAAGCAGAGCCUCCAGGGCACCAUCCAGGGGCUGCGGGACGCCUCCCUGGCCAUGCAGGAGAGCAGCCUCCAGCGCCAGGAGCUGGAGAAGGAGAACCAGCAGCUCAGAAAGCAGAUUGAAGACUUGCGAGUCCAGGUGGAAAGAGAAAAGCAGACCAGUCAGGAUCUGGAGACCCUCAGUGAGGAGCUGAUGGAGGAGAGAGAGCAGCUGCUCCAUGACAUAGAGACCCUGAAGGCUGAGAAAGCCCAGGAGAUCAAGGAUCUUGAACAAGUGGUGUGUUCGCUGCGGGAGCGUUCACAGGCCAGCAGUGAGGCCUGCGUGCAGGACAUUGAGAAUGAGAGCAAAGUCCUCCACCAGACGGUGAUGGAGACCAGCAGCAGAGUCAGCAAGCUGGAGCGGGAGCGGCAGCAGCUGCACCAGGACCUGGAGCAGGUGAAGGAGCAGGCGACGCGGGCCCAGGAGCUGGAGCGGGAGCUGCACUGGCUGCAGGAGGAGAACGAGAUGCUGGCCAUGGAGGUCAGCGCCCUGAGGACAGCCCCCGAGAGGGUCCACGCCCUGGAGCGGGAGAGCCCGGACCUGUUGCUGGAGAACCAGAGGCUGCAGACGUCUCUGGACACCCUGCAGCCCGAGGGUCUGGAGCGGGACAAGCAGCUGGACACCAGGGUGGAAAAUUCCACUCUGAGCUCCCAGAGCGCCUUGCUCACUGCGCUCACAGAGCAGAACACGCAGCUCCAGCACCAGCAGCUGGUGGCAGCCCACGAGGCCCUGCAGCGGGAACACGCGUGCCUGGGUGCGCUCCAUGAGCACCUGUCUGGGGAACAUGAGGCCCUCAUGGAUGAGUACAGCCGCCAGAAGACACUGCUGGGACGGACCCUGGAGCUGGAGAGCAAAGCUCUCAAUGACAGAUACAAGGACCAGCUCCAACAUAAGGCGGCGCUGGAGCAGCUGGGGACGCUCUUGACCACCGAGCGGGAGGCUCUGCAGCAGGAGCAGAGGACGAGCGCCAUGGCCGCCGAGGAGAACCAGAGGCUGCAGCGAGAGCUGGACAGGGCCAAUUCCCUGCACCAGCAGCUGAAGGGGGAGCAGGAGGAGCUGCAGACCCACAACAAGAAGCUGCAGACCUCCCUGAACGACACCCAGCUGGAGGUGAACCGCUGGCAGGCCCUGUACGAGGGACUGAAGGGGAAGCAUGAAGACACGGACAUCUCGCUGACCGAGCAGGACAACCACUGCCAGCUGCUCUCCCGCCUCAAGGGCAACUUGGAGGGAGAAAAACGUGACCUGCAGAGCCAAAUCCAAAGGCUGAAAGAGCAGAACCAGAGGCUUCUCCAGGAGGAUGUGGAGAACAAGGACCAGCUCCAUGAGGAGCAGCAGCAGUACGUAGACAAAUUAAAUGCCUUACAGAGACAAAAUGAAAAACUGGAAGAAAAAAGCAUGGCUCAGCACAAGGUCCAUGAUCCAGCGCCAAGGAAGAAAAAGCACUGGAUUGGAGCUAAAUUCUUACUCAAACUCAUCAAACUAAAGAAAGGCGGUUCCAGAGAACGACGAAAGUCAACCCCAGAGAGGCCUCCCUGCCUGCUGGGGUCCUCAGACCAGGCCUCGCCCAGUACUUCUCAGCCUCUUCAAUCGCAGCUGGAGCCCCUCGAGGCCACCCCAUGCUGCUCAAAGGGGACAGAAGAGCAAGGCACCUGCAGGGGGCCCAGGGGAAAAGGCCCUGGGGACCUAAUACCAAAGGGAGUGGCCCCACCCAGAGGCAGCCUUGACCGCAUUCCAGGAGAUGCCUCCGCUGACCCAGCCACCAAGCCCCGGCCAUCAGAGCUGGGCUCCGGGGCCUGUUCAUCCUCAGCCAUCACUACAGCUCCUUCCAGCUCCACCUCCACCUCCCGCCACCCAGGCCGCACCCACGGUACUGAGAGGUUGCGGUGCAAUUGGCUGAGCAAGGAGCAGGAGGAGCUGCAGAUCUACACCCAGGAACUACAAAACUCAUGGAAUGACAGGCAAAUGGAGGUGAUCUGCUGGAAGGCCCAGUUGAAGGGGUGCAAUUGGCUGAGCAAGGAGCAGGAGGAGCUGCAGAUCUACACCCAGGAACUACAAACCUCAUGGAAUGACAGGCAAAUGGAGGUGAUCUGCUGGAAGGCCCAGUUGAAGGGGUGCAAUUGGCUGAGCGAGGAGCAGGAGGAGCUGCAGAUCUACAUCCAGGAACUGCAAUCCUCACUGAAUGACAGGCAAAUGGAGGGCAACUGGCUGAAUGGGCAGCAGAUUGAGCUGCAGAUCUACACUAAGGAACUGCAAACCAAAUUGAAUGACAAGCAAAUGGAGGUGAUCCCCUGGCAAGCCCAGUUCAAGGGGCUGAAUCAGCAGCUGGUGUACCUUCAGAGCUACACCCAGGAACUGCAAAACUCAUUGAAUAUCAGGCAAGUGGAGGUGAUCCCCUGGCAGGCCCAGUUCAAGGGGCUAAAUGGUCAACAGGGGGAGCUGCAGAUCUACAUCCAGAAACUGCAUACCUCACUGAAUGACAGGCAAAUGGAGUGCAAUUGGCUGAGCAAGGAGCAGGAGGAGCUGCAGAUCUACACCCAGGAACUACAAAACUCAUGGAAUGACAGGCAAAUGGAGGUGAUCUGCUGGAAGGCCCAGUUGAAGGGGGGACUGAAGGGGGAGCAGGAGGAGCUACAGACCUACCGGAAAAAGCUGCAAACCUCCCUGAAAGGCACACACUUCGAGGUAAACUGCUGGCCUGCCCAGUGCAAUUGGCUGAGGGAGGAGCAGGAGGAGCUGCAGAUGUAUACGGAGGACAGGAAGCUAGAGGAGAACCGCUGGCAGACCUUGUACAAGGGACUGAAGAGGGAGCAGGAGGAGCUACAGACACACACCAACAAGCUGCAAACCUCCCUGAAUGGCACACAGCUGGAGGGAGAGCAGGAAGAGCUGCAGACCCACACCAAGGAGGUGCAAAACUCCCUGAACAACUGGAAGCUAGAGGUGAACCGCUGGCAGGCCCUGUAUGAGGGACUGAACGGGGAGCAGGAGGAUCUGAAACCUAUACCAAGAUCAAAACAGGAGCUGCAGACCCACACCAAGGAGGUGCUAACCUCCCUGAAGGAAACACAGCUAGACCUGAACUGUUGGCAGGCCCUGUACAAGGGACUGAAGGGGGAGAAGGAAAAGCUGCAGACCCACACCAGUAAGCUGCAAACCUCUCUGAAGGAAACACAGCUGGAGGUGAACUGCUGGCACGCCCAGUGCAAUUGCCAUAGGGAGGAACAGGAGGAGCUGCAGAUCUACACCAAGGAGCUGCAAACCUCCCUCUAUGAAAGGCAGCUUGAGGUGAACCACUGGGAGGCCCAGUUUAAAGGGCUGAAGGGGCAACAGCAGGAGCUGCAAACCCACACCAAGAAGAUGCAACCCUGCCUGAACUGCACGAAGCUAGACAUGAACAGCUGGAAGCCUUCUAAGAGGGACUGA